AUGUCUUCGUUCAAACGGAAAUCGACCUCCAAGCAUCCUACUCUAUCUCAUGGCACCCGUAGUUCCCCAUCUUCGGCGACCACAGUCAUCACAUCUACGGGGGUCCCGUCUUUAGAUGAUAUCCUUGGGGCUGGUCUGCCGCUCUCUUGCUCUUGUGCCAUUCUAGCUUCUGAUUCGCACUCUGCCUACGGAGAACUCAUCGCGAAGUAUUUUAUAGCCCAGGGUCUGGCCGUGAAGCAGAGAACUUUGGUCAUCGGCGAUGGAGCAAAGGAGUUCGUCUCGGAAUGCAUGUGGACGCCUGGUACAUCAGGCUCGUCGUCUUCGAUACCGAGCACGCCUGGAAAUGAGGACGAAGAGGAAAAGGCCGGAGAAGAUGAUAAUCGAGUCAGAAUCGCAUGGCGCUACGAGCAAAUGAAGCAAUUCCAGACCUCCGUUAAUACUACCAACUCGUCGAACGGCGAGUUCUGUUCGACCUUUGACCUAACUGCUCGAAUUCCGAAUCAAGUUGUUGAGGCUGCUUGUCUCGCCGAUGAACUCAUUUGCAUACCUGUCUCGCACGCGGGAACGAGCUUUGCUCCUCGUGAUAUACUUAGAGAUGUAUUGGAGGCACUGCAAUCGGGAAAGCAGGCGCAGGCGACCAGAAUAUGUGUGCCCCAUCUUGGCAGCGCGGAAUGGGGGGAUCUGACGCAGAAGGAGAUCAUCCAGUUCCUAUAUCAUCUACGUCGCAUAGUACGACAUCACAUACACGCAUGCGUUCUGAUUUGUCCUGCUCCCCAUAUAUGCGAAGAUCAUUGGGGCGGGCCAGGGUGGGUGCAGAAGCUUGCAUGGGUCUCAGAUGCCUGUGUGGCGCUCUCCGCUUUCGCAGGUGAUCCUUCGAUGUCUGCAUUGUUCCCAUCACAUCACGGAUUGGUUCAGAUCCACAGUCUACCGGCCCCGCACACGUUGUUACCUCCCAGUGAUCGAUUUUCAACUCUUCGGGGGGUCUCCGCCUCUGCUUCUUCCGCAGGCGGAGUAGGGGAGAACAAUCUUGCCUUCAAGUGCAUGCGCAAGCGGCUCAUCUUCGAGACUUUGCAUCUGGACGUCGAGGGGGGAGUCGGGGAACGCCGUACGACCCCAGCGGCAGUGUCCUCCGUUGUCGACUCUACAAGUCUUGGUGGAUCAUCAGUUGGGCCGCUAGCACCGACGGGCACUUCACGGGCUGGGGGGGAUACAGCGGUCGUCCAAGUGCGACUUGAAGGCUCCCGCCUCCCGCUCAAGGCGGAGAACGCGCCGUCAACAAUCACGGAUGUCCACAAACCUACCGCACCUCCGAAAGCAGCCAGGGCAAAGAAAAAGGUUGCCUUUAGAUCUGACGCUCCUGACUUGUACGAUUUCUGAGGAAUGUCAAUCCGACUCCCGCUUGCUCCUAACGGUUCUGUCGGUUUUCUCGCCUCCCUCGAACACCAUCUUUCCGUCACUAUUCAAGUAGGUCCCUCACGGACAUCAUGGGGCAAUGGACGUGUCCACGAGGGCGAGCCGGCGCCAUCACCGAGAUUGCAUCCCCUGCAUCACUUGCGGCCAUGCCACAAUCAUGUCGUAGCGUUGCAAAGUCUG
This is a messenger RNA of Gloeophyllum trabeum ATCC 11539, 1593 nucleotides long. RefSeq lists its product as uncharacterized. Gene Ontology annotation, cellular component: cytoplasm; elongator holoenzyme complex; transcription elongation factor complex. The record is from RefSeq and is a predicted model, not a curated record. Gene Ontology annotation, biological process: tRNA wobble uridine modification. The transcript is spliced from 4 exons. Lineage: Eukaryota; Fungi; Basidiomycota; Agaricomycetes; Gloeophyllales; Gloeophyllaceae. Bases 1 to 1377 code for a protein of 458 amino acids.